AUGGCAUCUUCAAGUUCACUGACCACCACUCACCUCCCUCGUCUACGCGAUGAGCUUGCGCAAUGGAGAGCCGAACAGCCAACAGACUCAGGCUUCAAGUCUUCCCUAGAGGACAUCUCCAACAAACUCACGAACUUAAACAGUUUGACCGUCGCACCCAACAAAGAUAUAUUUGUGGCGUUUCGAACGCGCCCUCCGGUCGACGAGGAAGCAAACAAAAAAUUCGCGCUCCCACAAAGCGCAGAAGAAAGCAACAGCGAUACGACGAAUGCAAGCAACAGUGGCAACGCCACAGUGCAAGGAUCAGCCUUCUGCUAUGGUAUUACCGCCACCAGCGCAGAACCCGGUAAGAUGGCAGCACACGUCCCUGGCAUGAAGACAGGCUCAGGAAAGACGUACACGAUGGAGGCGAUCGAACAUCGCGUCGCUCGGGACUUGUUCUUGGUUGCGCGAGCUAUGGGACGACGCCUGCUCGACGCUGGGCAGAAUUUUCCUAUCGAGUCUUCAAUGGACAUGACCGACAGUGACUUUUUCGAAUUCAGCGCGACUUGGCUAGAUUUGCUCGGUAAACACGCGGUAGACCUACUUGAGCCUGCAGGCGGUCUUCCAACAGACGCUCAAGGCAAUGUCGUUCGCAAGGACAUUUCAAUUCAGGAGAACAAGGCUGGUGACGUCCGUCCAGGCCUCAUAUCGACUCAGUUCAAGUCCUCCGACGAGCUUGAAAAGCUGAUCGUCACCGCACUAUCGCACAGGCGUACAUCCGCAACCGCACGCAACGCACGGUCCAGCCGUAGCCACGCCGUCGUCACCAUCAGGAUCAAGAAUAAAUUACUUCCCUAUGCGGACGAGGGAGAACUAAUUCUAGUCGAUCUAGCCGGCAGUGAACGAUACGAGGACUCCAAGUUGCACGACAAGCAGCGCAUGAACGAGUCCCGUGAGAACAACAAGAGCCUGAUGAACCUGAAGGACUGUGUGCGCGCCAAGGCGAAAAUGGCGAACGAGGACGGCUUCGUGCACAUUCCCUGGAGGAUGAACAAGCUCACCAUGCUGCUCAAGCCAAUCUCUGACCCCGAAGCCCGACGUACGCCCCGCACGCUCGUCAUCGCGCACGUCUCGCCACAUAUUCAAGAUGCCACGCGCAGCUUCAACACGCUUGCCUACGCGGCACCCUUCCGCAUUGCGCCGCCACGCCCGCGCGGGUCCGCACCGUACGAUGCCGCAGACCCGCGCACGUGGGACACCGCGCACACCCGCGCGUGGCUCACGGACGAAUUCACGCAGCGCACCCGCACCCGCACCGUGGCGAACUAUAAGGUCCGCGCGAAGACCGCCGCGCGGCGCGGGCAGACGCUCCCUCCGCCUGGCCUUGGACCCGCCGCGAAGCCCGCGGUAGAUAUUGCGCGUCUGUGUCCCGAGAGCAUGACCGCGACGCACUUCGCGCGGAUGUACACCGUCGAGUUCGUGCAGCGCUGCCUUGAAGCGGCGAGCGAUAGCCCGGAGGCCACGCCAGACAUCCUGCGCAACGCGGCGGAGGACGUGAUGGGCACACUGACGUACCUCCUCCUGGCGGCGAAGACGCGGACGCGGAACUCGAUCAUGAAGAGCCGCAAGAAGCUUGCAUUGGACAGCACGUAUGAUGCGGAGAUUGCGGAGGCAGCGCAAUCCUUGGGCAGCAGCUGGGACGAGACCCUUCAGGCGGCAACAGUAGAAGCAGAACAACAGCACGUAGGGGUGUAUAAGACGCAGGCAGAGGUUAUCAAUCAGAUGAUGGACAGGUGGAAGGCUGGAAAUGCAAACGGGGAGCGAGUAUAA
Messenger RNA from Postia placenta MAD-698-R-SB12, 1812 nucleotides. RefSeq lists its product as hypothetical. NCBI's taxonomy places the organism in Eukaryota, Fungi, Basidiomycota, Agaricomycetes, Polyporales, Adustoporiaceae. The coding region runs from base 1 to 1812 and encodes 603 amino acids. Gene Ontology annotation, biological process: microtubule-based movement. The record is from RefSeq and is a predicted model, not a curated record. Gene Ontology annotation, molecular function: ATP hydrolysis activity; microtubule motor activity; microtubule binding. The transcript has 7 exons. Gene Ontology annotation, cellular component: microtubule; kinesin complex; spindle.